ACGUUUAUAUGGUUGUCAAAGUAUGGUGUUUUUUUCCAUGUUGUGUAGCAUCAUCUGAAGGAACAUCUUGGGAAGAUGGGCCUGGAGGACCAGCUGCCAGACGAGAGCCCCAGUGUGUUCCAGAGACUGUCCUGAGUGAGGAUGGGUGUAAGGAAGCAAUCGCACUGAUGAGACAUUCAGCUGAUGAGGACACAAUCAAGAAGAAGAUGAAGCUGACGUUUGACUUCCGCCGCAACAUGGUUCUCGAGCCACAGCAGUCAAGCGAUGUACUGUCUGUCUUUCCACGUUUCAAAGACGUCAAAGGCUUGGUGGAACAAGAUUUUGUUAUGAUGUUUGGAGAGGAUGUCUCUGGCAAGUUUCUUGAGAAAUGGACGACCACGUUCAAGAAAAAGGUCAUCCAGCAAUGCAGAAAGCUUCCAUCCACCAGUGAGCUUGAAGAUCUUCUCCUGGCAGCUGAUACUUGUGAGGAUGGGUCUGAAGUGGAUUACGACAAUGGUUGGGACAGUGACCUCUCAUCGAUUUUGCUGCUGUUACACCUGAUUCCCCCCACUGCCCAGGGUCGUAAAAGACCUGGAAAGGUGUCUGCUUCCCAAGCAGAGAAGCAUCUUGUGGUCUUCAAGAAGACAGGAACCAACAUCCAGGAACAUCUCGAUUCCAUCACAACAAGCACACAACCAUACCUCCUGGCUGUAGGACGAAGGAAGAAACAAGUCCACCAGUUCUUCAUCAUACUUGACAAAACUGCCAUCAGUUGCAGGUCAGCCUCUUCACUUGGCGCUUUCGACGAAAUGUUUAAGGCGCAUUAUGUUUUUGCCACCACAUACAAUCCCAUGCUGUACAACAUGUUCACGUUCAUCCAGACCACUGUGUACAACAUAGAUGUUGGUAAAGUGAAGGAGAGUCCCCGCGUCGCAGAAGUUCGGGCUAGAAUGCUUCAUUAGUACUUGAACAGUAUUGAUCUGUUUGUCAUGAAGUGCUUUGUUUGUCAGACUGAGUUAACUUGCACAAAUACCCUUGUUAGGCAUUUACGAGUUGUUCAUGGUUACUUGGAUGGAAAAUAUCUUCGCCUUAAAUGUGCUCAGUCUGGAUGUGGCCGUGUGCUUGGAACUUUUUCUGGGUUUAGGAAACAUUUAAACACCAAACACACUGACAAUAUUGACCAACAAGUUGAUAAUGACGUCAAUUUAAGCAGAGCAGAUCUUGGUGAAGCAGGAGAGCAGGUGACAGCCAAUGUAGAAGAGACAGCCUCAACAUCUACCCCGUUGACAAGGUCCAGUAGCAGCCCUUUAGAUAUGUGUGCCACAGCUAUUGCACAACUCAAAGCAGCAGGAUUAAGUCAGUCUAAUGUUAAGAGAUUUGUCUCAUCAAUGGAAGAAGUGAUUUUUGAGGUUCACAGUCAGGCUAAAGAUGUAGCUUUACAGUGCUUGUCUCCACAGGAUACAGAAAAUAGGAACAAAAUAGAGCAAUCCUUCCAAAUGUUGGAAAACCCAUUCACACCUUUAAAUACAGAAGCAAAACUAAGCAGACACCUAAGAGAGAAAUGGGGACUUGUUGAGCCUGUACAAAAAGUGCUUGGCACAAGAUUUGACAGCAGAAGAAACAAAACUACUGGGACAUAUGACCAAGUCCUUGUAACUGAUAUGUUUGCAUAUGUUCCCAUUUUGGAAACACUGAAGAGUAUUUUACAAAAAAAAGAAUCUGCAGACUUGUUCAAGCCCAGGUAUAUUCCCAACGAAGGUGUGUAUGCAGACUUGAGAGAUGCCACCUAUUUUAACCAAAGUCCCCUAUUUUCUAUAGAAAAAGAUGCCUUGCAGAUCCAGCUCUUUUAUGACGACUUCGAAACUGCAAAUGUCUUGGGACCAAAAAGGGGUUUACAUAAAUUAGGUGCUAUAUAUUUUACUUUAAGAAAUUACCCCCCAAUCUUUAAUUCGUCUUUGAUUAAUAUUCAUUUGUGUGCUCUAUUUCAUGCACAGGACAUAAAGCGAUACAGUUUUAAUUUGAUACUGGAACCACUUAUUAAUGAUCUGAAAGUGCUUGAGACAGAGGGACUUAAAAUUCCAACUUUUGAACAUGUUAUUCAUGGUACUGUAGUUCAGGUCACUGGGGACAAUCUUGGUUUGCAUGGUCUCUUUGGCUUUGUAGAGUCAUUUGGGGCGCGAUAUUGCUGUCGUUUCUGUCUCCUUGAGAAACACUCUUUCCAAACUGUAUUCUGUGAAGAUGACCCGGAAGUUGUCUUAAGAACUGUUGAUUCACAUGCACAGCACUGUCAAACUGUACAAACAGAUCCAAGGUUGCCACAUGUAUAUGGUGUCAAACGUGUUUGUCUGUUGAAUUCACUUCAGUAUUUCAACACAGCCAGCAAUUUUGCAGUUGAUAUCAUGCACGAUAUUUUAGAGGGAGUUGGGCAGUUCGAGGUGAAACUGAUUCUGAAAUACAUCCAAGGCAACUGCCUAAGUGCUGAACAAGUGGCUGGUAGAAUACAUGCGUAUGACUAUGGUUUCAGUCAGCAGCGAAACCGUCCACCUCUGCCAACAGAUAAAAUGAUGGAUGAAAGUAAUGAUUUGGGGUUGAAUGCCAUACAGGCUUGGUGUUUGUUGAACAAUAUGCCUUUGCUUUUUGGUGAUUUGAUCGAGACAGAUGAUAAACACUGGCAUCUCCUACUUUUGCUUCUUCAGAUUGUUAACAUUGUAUUCUCACCAGUCUUGUCAGAAGGCAUGACCAUAUACCUCAAACAUUUAAUCACUGAUCAUCAUCGGCUGUUCAAGCAAUUAUUUCCUGAAAGAAAUCUCUUGCCAAAGCAUCAUUUUAUGAUACAUUAUCCUAGCUGCAUUAGGCACAUUGGUCCAAUUUUACACACAUGGUGUAUGCGUUACGAAGCCAAACAUAAUUUCUUCAAACAGCAAUUAAAAAGCUUUAAAAACAUAACAACAACAUUAGCCAAAAAGCACCAAAGAUAUAUGGCAAUGUAUCAUGAAUCUUUUAGCAAAGAAAGAUUAAUUGUAGGUCCAGGAAAAAUUGUGACACUCUAUGACUCAAAACAUGGAGCAGCAAUAGCGGAAAAAUUUGGAACUAUUUUGUCAACCAGUGUGUUUUCUGCAAAAUGGAUAAAGUAUCAUGGUACGGAAUACCGUUGUGACUUCAUUGUAUGCACUGAGGUAGCAUGUGAGAUGCCUGUAUUUUGUAAGAUUGACAUGAUUGCUGUAAAAGAUGAUUGUGUUUUGCUCUGUGGAAAAUUGAUGGAAACCAUCUGUUUUGAUAACCAUUACCAUGCUUUUAAGGUCAAGCUGCAUCCAGACAAAGUUCUUAAAGUGUUGCACAUAAAUAAUCUUUUUUACUUCAAACCAUUUGAUGUUCAAAUGAAGUAUGGUACAACUGAUACUGCCUUAUAUAUUGUUCCAUAUUGCCAUUUUAUGCAGACCUAGGUAGUCUAGUAGGAAGGAGGGGUCCCAAUGUCCCGAGACAAACGUUUUUGAAACAUGUUUUUUUAGGACCCUGAAGGUGUCUACGUAAGAUUUUUGCUUGUUGCCCGGGUCAACUAAUGUCCCAUGGGGGUUUAUUGGUGGCCAUUUUGAAUUGGUGGUUUAUUGGUGUUUUCGACCAUU
Molecule: messenger RNA, 3602 nt
Organism: Platichthys flesus (European flounder)
Lineage: Eukaryota; Metazoa; Chordata; Actinopteri; Pleuronectiformes; Pleuronectidae
Exons: 4
Coding region: 9-941 (310 amino acids)
Source: RefSeq, a predicted model, not a curated record